Ochotona princeps (American pika) is the source of this 2325-nucleotide messenger RNA. It is a transcript of the gene TPM3, whose product is annotated as tropomyosin 3. Gene Ontology annotation, cellular component: actin filament. NCBI's taxonomy places the organism in Eukaryota, Metazoa, Chordata, Mammalia, Lagomorpha, Ochotonidae. Gene Ontology annotation, biological process: muscle contraction; actin filament organization. The coding region runs from base 76 to 933 and encodes 285 amino acids. The transcript is spliced from 10 exons. The record is from RefSeq and is a predicted model, not a curated record. Gene Ontology annotation, molecular function: actin filament binding.
CAGCAGCUCCUCCUUUCUGGUGCGCACCUCCAGUUGGCCAGUGUUUCCAGGUAAGCCCAUCGACGACCCCUGUUCAUGAUGGAGGCCAUAAAGAAAAAGAUGCAGAUGCUGAAGCUGGACAAGGAGAAUGCUCUGGACCGCGCAGAGCAAGCUGAAGCUGAGCAGAAACAAGCAGAAGAAAGAAGUAAACAGCUGGAAGAUGAGCUGGCGGCCAUGCAGAAGAAGCUGAAGGGGACAGAGGAUGAGCUGGACAAGUAUUCCGAAGCACUGAAGGAUGCCCAGGAGAAACUGGAGCUGGCAGAGAAGAAGGCAGCUGAUGCUGAAGCUGAGGUAGCCUCCUUGAACCGGAGGAUCCAGUUGGUGGAAGAGGAGCUGGACCGUGCUCAGGAGCGCCUGGCUACUGCCCUGCAGAAGUUGGAGGAGGCAGAAAAAGCUGCUGAUGAGAGUGAGAGAGGUAUGAAGGUUAUUGAAAACCGGGCCUUAAAAGAUGAAGAAAAGAUGGAACUCCAAGAAAUCCAACUCAAAGAAGCCAAGCACAUUGCCGAAGAGGCAGACAGGAAGUAUGAAGAGGUGGCUCGUAAAUUGGUGAUUAUUGAAGGAGACUUGGAACGUACAGAGGAACGAGCUGAGCUGGCAGAGUCCCGUUGCCGAGAGAUGGAUGAGCAGAUCAGACUGAUGGACCAGAACCUGAAGUGUCUGAGUGCUGCUGAAGAAAAGUAUUCUCAAAAAGAAGACAAAUAUGAAGAAGAAAUAAAGAUUCUUACUGAUAAACUUAAGGAGGCAGAGACACGGGCUGAAUUUGCUGAGAGAUCAGUAGCCAAGCUGGAAAAGACAAUUGAUGAUUUGGAAGAUGAGCUCUAUGCCCAGAAACUGAAGUACAAGGCCAUUAGCGAGGAGCUGGACCACGCCCUCAAUGACAUGACCUCUAUAUAAACUGAAAUGCACCAAAGAGGAGCACCUCUGUACACAAAGGAUGCUGGACCAGACUCUGCUUGACCUGAACGAGAUGUAGAGCACUCCCGUCCCGCCCUGCCGCCACUCCCCUCCAACCCCGACUCCACCUGAGGCCAGCCUGCCCAGAGCUGACCUCAACACUGAGGGCUGAUACUUUAACUGGAAGGCUGCUUUUUCUCCUUUUUGCCUACCCACCUCCUCCAUCCUUAAACCCCACCCUCCCCCCUGUCUUUGCCACCAAAUUGUCUCUGCCUCUUCCCAGAGACUGCAGUGGGACCAGAGGCUGAGCACUUUUGGGAACAACAUUUAAGGGAAUGUGAGCACAAUGCAAAGUGUCUUUAAAAGCAUGUUGUGAUGUACACAUUUUGUAAUGACCUUUUUUGUUGUUGUAGCAACUGUUUUGUAAAACAUUCCAAGUGAUUCCACACUGAGGCAGCAAUUGAAUCCCUUUCUUAUUUGUGAAGGUGACUUGGCAGCUGAUUGCCUGGUGCCCUCUCCACAGAGGAGGGGAGGAGAGGUUGGGCCUGCCUUUGUAGGAGCCAAACAGAGCCCAGGGAAAAGACUCCUCUGUGGGGAACCUCAUUGCUCUGGACAAAGCAUCAGCCAAACCAGAAAGGUGAUUCUAGAAGGAGUUGGCCAAAAAACAAAUAAAGAAACUAUGCUGUUGAGGUUUACAGUUUUAAGGGAUCUUUGGACAACUGUGUUUUUUUUUUUUUUUUUUUUUUUUAACCUUUUUAAUCAGAAGUGACCAAAUUAAGAGGGUAAGGUCCCUGAGACCAGUUUUUUCUCUCCCCCUCUCCCACUUCUGUCCCUUCUCAACAGCUUGCAGAAUAGAUCAUGUGCCGCUUAGGUUGAAGGGAGCACUUUGUUGCUUUCUUGCCUGCUUGAAAGAAAAGAUGAUUAUGUUUUUGCCAUAGAAAACUCAUCUCACCAACCCUUCGCUGGGUCUGAAGCUGCUGUUUCUAAAAAGUGCCAUCUCAUUGUGCUUUGUAUCAGUCAGUGCUGGAGAAAUCUUGAAUCGCUUAUGUACAAAACUUUUAAAAUUUUAUAUUAAUUUUGAAACUUUGCUUCUCUGGCCUUGGGAACCCUGGCCAGCCCUUCUGGCUGUGGGAGCUCUCCACAGACUGGGGUGGCAGUGUGCUGGCCUUUCCAGAGUUUCCUUCCCCACCCAGUCCCUACUCUUGGUGAGGUUUCUGUGAGUGAGGUCUGUCAGGCGUACAUCCUGCAGCUUAUUGGCUUACAAUGUAUUCUCCUUUGGUGUGGUCUCUCUGGGGCCCACUGGGAGAAAAGAGAAACCAAUAUGUAACUGUUUUGAUACUGAAUAUUGACAAUAAGUGUCUUUUUGAAAUAAAGAACCAGUCCCUCCAACUC